UAAAUAGUGCAUUUUUUGUCAUCCACAUUCGACGCCUCUUUGUUAGGGCAAGCAUUUCCCAAAGAGGGUCCUCUCUCUCUCCGGAAUCAGAAGAAUAAUUCCUUGGCAUCUCAAAACUCUUCCUUUAAUGGUUUUUUGUCUUUCUACAAAAGUAAAAUUUCUUUGUUAGGUUAGGCUAGCUUAGGUUAGGUUAGGUUAGGGCUGUAAAUUAAAGCAACACAUUCAGAUUUUUAGUUUAGUUCGGAAGGAAAAAAAAAAAAAACAAAGUUGAAAUCAAAACCAUGACUUCAGUCAUCAAGAUCGACGAUGAGCAAAUAGUCAACGCUCUUCCUAAUCUCUCCCUUCAAGAUCAGGAAAUGAAGAAUAAAGGAGCUGUUGGUGAGGAGGGUUGCGAAAAUCAUAGUGGAAUAUGCGCGAUUUGUUUAGAUAAGAUAGUGCUGCAGGAAACUGCUCUUGUAAAAGGUUGCGAGCAUGCUUACUGUGUGACAUGCAUCCUUCGAUGGGCUACAUACAGUAAGAUGCCUACAUGCCCUCAGUGUAAACAUCCAUUUGAGUUCCUCAAUGUUCAUCGUUCACUUGAUGGCAGGAUCAAUGAUUACAUGUUUGAGGAAAGCGUGUGCCUGCUUCUUAGAGCUGCAUGGUUUGAACCUUUGAUUGUGGAGGAUCGUGAAGAGGUGUAUGAUGAUUUGGAAGAUUAUUAUCCAUAUGAAGAUGAGGAUGAUGAUCAAGACGAAGCUUAUUAUGCCAGUUCACCAAGUCUCCGCAUUGGUAAUCGAAGAUGGGGGGAUAAUGGAUAUGUCAGAUCAGGGCGGCAAGAAGCUAGGCCUGUUCAACGAUCAAAUUUCCAAGACUCUGGUGCUGGGUCCUCACGAGAGCCUAAGAAGAAAGAGGUUGCAAAAAGUACAAUGGGGCGACGGGCAAAGAGGGCACUUAAGCGUGAAGCUGCUGAUAAGGCAGCGGCAGCAAAACAUCAAGAGCAUUUGAUGAGGCUGGGGCGGAAGUGAUUUCAUAGAUGUAAAGUGCCUAAUAAACAUUUUACCAAAAGAUAAAGGUGCCCAAUAAAGCCGAACCCCCGUCUGUCUUUGAUCGUCACUUUUGUACAGUAUUUCCGUGCUUUUUCUGAAACAAAAUAAUGCCAUUGGCCCUUGGGCGGUGGAAUUAUGGGUUGCUAACUUCUUGGUGGGAUCUCUUGUAGCUUCAUAUUUUCAUUCCAUUUAACUCCCAAAUGACAUUGCUAAUCUUUCUUGUAUAGCUAGCUUUUUAGCAAAGAAGAAAAAAAGACUUGCGUGUCUACUUACACAAUGGAACUUGUAGAUUGUGGAUUUGGAAGAGGGCUAAAUUGUUUAAUAUUAGUCUAAAUUUUAGCU
Molecule: messenger RNA, 1367 nt
Organism: Theobroma umbraticum
Lineage: Eukaryota; Viridiplantae; Streptophyta; Magnoliopsida; Malvales; Malvaceae
Source: RefSeq, a predicted model, not a curated record